UCAAUGAAGGUAUUCGGGUUUUCAUAUCAACAAAAAUUGCUGAACACGUCAGACGGAGUACACACAAAAAUAAUUUCGAUAUAGUACAAAUUGAAGAUAAAGCACCAAAAUCAAAAAAAUGGAUGAAGUGGAGAUUGCCAGUGUGGGCCAGUUCCAGACACUGGUGCGCUACAAUAAUCCGGUGCUUGUUGUAAAGCAUCCGGAUAAGAAGGGCGCACCGCUGACGGAGCUGGAAAUGAAACGUCCUCAAACCGCUGGCGCUCUAUUAGAUACCAAAAAGGAAACAGAGGAGAUAUUGAACUCAAUACUGCCACCACGUUGCUGGGAAGAGGAUGGUCAGUUGUGGCAGCAAUCUGUGUCGAGCACUCCGGCCACUCGGCAGGAUGUCAUCAAUUUGCAGGAAAUGCUGGACACUCGCUUGCAACAGACACAAGCCCGUGAAACUGGCAUCUGUCCUGUACGCCGUGAACUCUAUUCCCAGUGCUUUGAUGAGAUUAUACGCCAGGUGACCAUAAAUUGUUCGGAGCGCGGUUUGCUGCUUCUGCGCAUCCGCGACGAGAUUGCCAUGUCUAUGGAGGCUUACGAGACUCUGUACUGCAGCUCCGUGGCAUUUGGCAUGCGCAAGGCUUUGCAGGCACACGAGGAGAAGGAAAUGCUGCGUGAUCGUGUCAAGACUCUGGAACAGGAUAAGGAGGCACUUGAGGAAAUCAUUGCCGACAUGAAAAUGAAGCAGGAACAAGCCGAACGACGCAAUGCUGAACUACGCGCCUCCGAGGAGAAGAAGUUCACCGAAGAGAUUACCUUCCUGAAGAAGACCAAUGCACAGCUCAAGGCACAGCUCGAGGGAAUUACAGCCCCAAAGAAAUAGAUAGAACCCGUUACAUGUGUGUGUAUGUGUGUGUUUUGUAUUUGUCGCGUUUAAUGAUUUGUUAGAACUUAUUGCAAUUAAAUUUACUGAAUAGCUAAGAUUCA
Messenger RNA from Drosophila innubila, 972 nucleotides. RefSeq names its product putative inner dynein arm light chain, axonemal (gene Dnali1). Gene Ontology annotation, molecular function: dynein heavy chain binding. Gene Ontology annotation, cellular component: axoneme; filopodium. The transcript is spliced from 2 exons. Bases 119 to 868 code for a protein of 249 amino acids. Lineage: Eukaryota; Metazoa; Arthropoda; Insecta; Diptera; Drosophilidae. The record is from RefSeq and is a predicted model, not a curated record.